Molecule: messenger RNA, 1657 nt
Organism: Morone saxatilis (striped sea-bass)
Lineage: Eukaryota; Metazoa; Chordata; Actinopteri; Moronidae
Exons: 5
Coding region: 187-756 (189 amino acids)
Biological process (GO): positive regulation of DNA-templated transcription
Cellular component (GO): mediator complex
Molecular function (GO): transcription coregulator activity
Source: RefSeq, a predicted model, not a curated record
CGGCCAGGAAGUGACGCAAUGAAAACAAUAACGCGCAGAGCUUUCUGAAAAGAAAUCAGCGGAACGGUCUCAUUAUGACUUAUUUCAAAGAAUAAACCAAACACCACGUUGUCGCCAGUGCUAGAGCAAGCCGGAGACAUUUGGAAGGCGUCUGUCCAAAGGAAAUUAAUUUAGAUUCGUGUGGUGAUGGCAGCCUCGUUGCCCCAGAAGCCAGGGAUGGCAGGGAUGCCCUCUCAGCAGCAACCCCACCUGCCCCCCAGUGCUGCCUCAGCCCCAGGCCAGCAGCCCAUCCCUCCCCAGGGAGCCCUGAGGGAGAUCUCCCCAGUCUUCCUCUGUCGGAUCGGACAGGAGACCGUGCAGGACAUUGUCACUCGCACCAUGGAGAUCUUCCAGAUCACACGAGCUGCACAGCUUCCUAAUGGCGUGACCCAGAGCCAUGCGAUGUACCAGGACCGCUUUGGGAAGCUCCAGGAACACCUGCGACAGCUCGCCCUGCUGUUCAGAAAGCUCCGGCUUCUGUACGAACGCUGUGUGGAGAUGACCUCUGACCUGCAGGAGGGGCCAGCAGAGAUACUGCCAUAUGUUGGGGAGGAGCUGGUUUCUGUCAAAGUGGAGCCCUGCAGUUCUGCUGUUAACCAGGAGAGAAAAGAGGUUCUAGAGAAGGUACGUCAGAAGAACCAGGAGAUGAAGGUUCUGAUGGAUCAGAUGAGAAACCUUCUGUGGGAUGUCAAUGCCAUGCUGACGCUAAGGAAAUGAUAAUUCCAGUACAUCCCACUUUUUUUUUUUUUUUUAAGAGAGCGAUUCCCUACAGACAUGAGGACUGCAUAAUGGCAAAGACCAGGUGAAAUAAGGGAAUUUAUGUAUGAUUUUGAAUAUGGGACCUUUCACUUAGGUACAUCUCCUUUGUGUUGGCUCUUCACCACUGAAACUCACAGUUCACCCAAGAACUUCUGCUGUUUUAUUAUGUAUUAUAUUGAAAUUGUUGUGGGGGAAACGAUUAAUGAGAUAGGAUGAAAGCUAAAAAAAAGAAAUGUCAACCUGAUACACUCCAGCUCCAAGAAUCUUUGUGUCUUUGUACAAGGCAGCUGACAACCCAGUUUUUGUUUGAAAAGUGUUUUACAAUUAUUUUGUCACUCUUCGUUUAUGUCAAUAAGUUAUGGAAUCCUGUUUUCAUACGGUUUAAAUAAUGAGUGGAAACCUGUAAUGCCUCAGGUAGAGACAAACAAAAAAAAAAAGUUUUCUUUAAACAAGGUAUUCAUGGUGUGUUGCCCCCAGGUGCUGACUCGACACCAGACAGACUUGAAUUCAUUGCAGGUAAUUCUUCCAGAAAGCACAGAAGCUGAUCUUACGACAGUGUUUACAAUAGGAACAAUUGCCCUUUUUUUCUUUUUGCUCUGUCAGUUUUAAAAACACUAUGGGUUUAGAAUUCAAAUUAGCCCCUUGGCAGCUAUGUAUCUCAGGUGCUUUGUUCAUAAGUGUGUGUGUGUGUGCAUGUGCUUAAUGAGAUUAGCUUCCCGAGUGCUAGACAGCACACCUGUUUACCCUGAGGGUGUUGAGACUUGCUUGCCUGUGAAUUUAUUUUUGUAAACUGUGGGACAAAGGGUAGGCCAAUUGGGUCAUUUCUCUUUUGUAUAAAAUAAACUUUUUUUAAACAAAA